This is a messenger RNA of Parnassius mnemosyne (clouded apollo), 735 nucleotides long. The record is from the annotation of a GenBank genome assembly. NCBI's taxonomy places the organism in Eukaryota, Metazoa, Arthropoda, Insecta, Lepidoptera, Papilionidae.
AUGGUAAAGUAUGAGUGUCUGAUCAUAUUUGUCAUUAGCUGUUUUCUAAAUGAAUCAAAUACAACAAAAGUUCCUUUCCUAAAGCCGUGCGGGCCUAAUGAUUUUAAAUGUCUGUUAACUGUCAACACCCAAAUUUCGAUUCCUUACCUCGCUGCUGGUAUACCCGAACUUGGAGUUCCUGCCCUAGAACCAAUGUAUUUUAAAAAUAUUACUAUGGACCAAGGAUACUUCAAAUUUUUCUUACGAAAUAUGAAGGUAGUUGGUGCCAGUGGAUGUAAAGUUGUAGAAAUGGAGCAUAACGUUCAAGAACCCGCAUUGAAAAUUACUCUAGAUUGCCCAUUCGAAGCAACUGGCAGUUAUAUUUUUAGUGGACAUAUAUAUUUAUUCGCACUCAAAAAUGAAGGGGAAUACAAAAUUCAAACAGAUUCUAUAAGAACAACAAUUACUACUAAAAUCGAGGAAAUAUAUGGAGAUGAUGGCUUGAAGUACUGGAAUCUGACAGACUACGAAUAUUUCUACGAGCCAUUGAACAAAAUCCACUUGGAUCUUGGAAAUUUCUUUUCAGGUGACAUUAGCAAAGUACAACCUAUGUUGGAUAGUGUAAACAGUGACUGGUGGAUUUCAAUUGUAAAGAUUGGUGAGCCUGUAGCUAGGAGUAUAGUCAAGAACUUCUAUGAUGUUAUUAAAAUGUUUUUCCUUCGUGUACCUUUUAAUGAACUUGAAAUGCUCAAUUAA